CCGAGAGGUCGGGUUAUUUGUGACGGAAGUGGGAAAAAUCUGUUGAAAAGCGACACACACGCGCUUUCUUGUCAUUACAUAGCCCAAGCUUGGACACUUAAGACCCACUGAAGUGGUAUACGUAAUCGGGUUAGGUCAGGGUUUGAUUGAGACUACGGCUAGAGACUGUAAGAAUCUAAACAACAUCUUGGCAUGUUUCACUCAAGGCAGGCUAACUUACAGCUGUUAGCUUCAGCGGCGUUUUUACUGCUAAUUUCGCUGGCGGCCUCGACCACACCUGGACUUGAAGGUUUGUAGGGCCUAGCAUUUUGCCUAUACCAGGCUAGGUGGCUGUAUUAGCCCGUAGGAGAGCUAUUUAGCAGUCACUAACUAACACUGUCUUUACUGCAGGGAGUCUGGUAUCAUGCUCUGUUGAGAACGAAGUCAUUGACCUACCAAUUGGGCCGGGAAAUCCUUGUUUCGUGUGCCGAUGUAAGGUUUGUGUGAACGCUUUCUUUCUUCCUAUCAAGGUAUUCGCCUUAGGACGUGACAACACAAUGCACCGUCGUUCGAUAAGGAAUGCAUGCCCAGAUGACACGAGUUUGGCAUGAAACCGAAGCAGAUCUAUAAAAAGGCAGCAAAGGGUUUUUAUAGGAUUAGGAAAUGACUAAAAAUGAUGUUCAAAUUUCAACGUAAACAUUCGGAGGGUGGAAACCCAAAGACGCGGUAUUUACAUUUCACACGGAAAAAAGGUAAUUGAUGAAAACCCGUGCGCGUGUGAAGAAGAUAAUGCACUCGCGGUGCCUGAACGAGAGAAGACUAAAAUACGCGUGCAAAUAUUUCAAUUUUGUCCCGCACAAUAAUACCGUAUUGAUUUGUUUGGUUGUUUCGGUUAUGAGAACUAAUUACACAUAAUUGCAGAAACACUUGGUGGCACCGUAUGCUUUAUUUAGAUAAAACACCCAGGCACCGCUACAUGAAACACGCGGCCCGUGUAUCUAUUUUGUAUACAUUACGAAAUAGCCAAAAUUGAAAGUAACGUAAUAUUGAGCCAGAACGCUUUUUCUUAUCAGCUAAAGGUCGAAGCGAUUCGGUCAGUGGAAUACUUACUUUUGAAGUGCUCAAAUGACCAUGUCGUUGGUAUGCAAAGUAAAUUGCUUUACACUCAUGACGAAGUACGUAUAACGUCAAGUUUCAAGUUUCUCACAUGUAUCACAAAAAAAGAACAAUCAAAGCACUUAUAAAUCUUUCAAGCUUGACUUACAAGUAAAACAAAAAAGAGAGCUAUUUCAGUAAAGUUUACAGCCAGUUUCGUAAAUUCCAGAACGAAAUCACGAAAAAAAAUUGGAAAUUGCACGAAUUCGUCCAUGAAAAAAAGCGGGAAAAAGGAACAUGCACGCAAUCUUUCGGCAAGGCCUCUUCUCAGUGGACGUUAAAAAUUGAAUUCUCUUUCAGGAAGAAACUGUGCUGUGAUACGUGGCCGUAGUAAUGACAUUUUUGCAUUAAGUGCGUGCUUAAAAGGUUCUGUUUGGUAUCACGUGAAAAAGGUUUUGAGUAUAUGCAAGAGAGUUCUGAAGAACAGCACUCCUAAUGAAAGCUGUCAACAUCAAGACUCGUGACAUUGCUGAAGAAUCUACAAACCAUUCCUUAACCCUGUUACUUUUAAACUGGUAGCCAUACGAAUACUUCAUCACAAAAAUCAAACUUCUUUCAAGUCUUCUUGUCUUCAAAAUCCUCAGAAAUAAAUAGUACCACGCAAAGAUUCUGCCAAAGGAGUUUGAUUUCAAUGGUAACCUCAUAGGAUUUCGGCGUCCACAGGCUUAAAUGUUCGAGCGACAAGUAAUCCAUGAUGUGGUCUAGGACUAAAAGGGUUAACCUUGAACCUUUUGGUUUUUACAUUACGAUGUUGUCAAAAGAAUAAAGAACCUCUUAACUGUUAACAGACCUCAAGAGUUAUUUCAGUCGGGCGAGAUGGACAAGAAAAGGUUCCACCGUUAUAGUCAAUGAAUGAACACCUAUCAUAUUGCCAUUCAAAUGAGACCUCUUUGGGUACGUUUGCAUGGUACAAUUUAAGUUACGAGAUUUGUCCAAAUGAAAGGUGAAGAUUUUUUCAAAUGUUUUUUUCACUCUCAUGGAAAGGAUUGACAGGCCAAUAAGUACAAAAAAUGACCUGUCACUGAUAAACAAUCGAACGGAUGGCAGAAGAAUCUAAACCUUUUAAACACUGUUACACUGCACACACCACAUUCCUUUCCACGUUAAAAAGAGUAGUGUCGCGGUUGUCGAGUUCAUUUUGUUUCAACAAAAUAAUAAUGCCAUUUAAGCGUCCUUUUUUGCUAUGAAAUUUGAGGAAUUACUAGUGAAUGGCCAAAUCACAGCUUUGUGUCGAAGGAAUAUGUCUCCCAAGCAAUAUAUCAAACGUUACGAGUAACAAAAAUGAACUUUAAAAACCAAACCGUUAGGCUGAGAAGUUUUCAAAAAGCUCAAUUGCAAUCCCUUUCGAUCUUCUCCAAAUUUGUCCAUCUGUGCUUCCUUUGGUAUUUGCUGUGUCAUCUAUACUUUCUUUUAAUGUUUUGAGCAGUUCAUUUUGUUUCACCCAAUUUGGUGGUAGUUUCCACUGUUAAAAUUUUGAUAACUUUCAUGACAGAACUCCUUUAAAUGUAAUCCAAAGCAACGCUCACAUCCGUUAGCAACAACAAUUUCUUAUCGAAAACAUGUCGCCAGGAGCGUUACUCGUUUCUCUUCCAGGGAAACCACGCUUUGAACACGCAGUUGCACAAGCCUUACUACGAAACGGCCCUUGUUGUGUUAGUCUGGCAAAACGGCGACACCUGUCUUGUCAUACUGAAGAAAAAUCACCUCUUGGUCGCACCCAAUACGACCUCCCUUCAGUAGACAGUAAGUCCUGCACAUGACUGCUUUUUUUAUGAUAAAUACGCAUUUUCCGCGCAUUUCAUUCUCCGAGGGAUGCUCAAAAUUGAGGAACAAUCCAACAUGAGUGGAAAAAUACAGAAAAAGGGGGUACCAUUUGAAAAGACUACGAAAAGAUGUAGUUAAAAUGGUUACAUCGCAGAAUUUCCUCGGUUCAUAAACUCGACAACUAGAAACGUACGACAUUUCAACGCGAGUGAAUGAAGCCGUGUUGAGUAUGGUUUGCAUAAUCAAAUUUUUGAGAAUUCUAACUGAGUCAGGCUUUUCAAGCGAGAAUUGCUAUGUAUUCUUUUUCAACCAAAUAAGUCAUACAUAACUGAUGAAAACAAGGUAAGAGGAACACCACUUUCGUCUGUCGUCAAACUUAAAUGAACCUGAACUAUUCGAAGAAUUAAUUUCCCGUGCCAAAUACCAAAUUACUGUUCCUUUCACUAUGAAUACUAAAAAAAUAUAACAGAUUAAGGUCGAAAGUGAUAAAAGCUGGCAGAGGACCAUGGAAAAUAAGAACCAAUGAUAAUCAAUAAAGUCGAUGACUAAAACACUCCAGACACCCGAAGUAAGAUUCUAUUAUCCGAGUCUUUUAUCAACAAAAAUGAAAUUAUUAUUUAUUUCUCUUUGGCGAGAAGGUGCACCUUUCAUUGUUCCAAAUAUGUUACGCGCAAAUGUCCAAGCCUUUCUUUCCGGAUGUUCGGUCCAUAUGUUCUAGGCGUUCGAUUUCGUAACAGAUCUUAAGAAAGUCAAGAUUUUCCUCAUAUUGCUUUAACUGGUGACACGUUCCACAUUACAAAACAUCCAGUUUAAACUCGUUCUACUUAUUCCGGAUGAAAAAGUGAGAACAACUGUAAAUGUUAUGAGGAAGUUUCGACAAUAGAAAAUUAAAAAAAACGCUAAAUGGUUAAUUCGAGAAGGCACUUCCUAUCUUCCCACACACAAAAAUUUCAAGGAAUAAUGCUUUGUUUCUUUUUUGUAAAAUACUAAAAAACAAGAAGUACAAUGUGAAAGAAAUGCUGAAGAAGUUUCAUUUGAAUGGUAACACCGCAGGAUUUUGUUCAGAGAUACAAAAUUCAGUACAGCACAAUGACUCUACUAAAUAAGCUAGUGUUUAGCGCAGAGGCGUGUAUAAAUGGAUAUGAAACUGAAAGACGCUUAUCCCAGGGAUGUGACGGCAGCGGAAGGUAAAUACUGGAGGAAAAUUAGCCUCUAAAUUCUGGCACGCGCAAUUUAGCAAACUUUGCCCUCGGAAAUCCGCUAAAAGACUGCGCUCUCCCGCAUGUAAAAGGUUCACAGUCGUCUUUUUAUCAGUACUUAUAAAAGACGGCUAAAAACUUUUGAUUUCCAUUAACACUGAUGUCAAAAUUCCACGAAACGGCUAAAAAAAAUAUUUUUUUUGGUUUGUUUUUCCCCUACUCAAUUACUGGAGCUGUCUCAUUUAAUACCCAAGAAAAAAUAGCCAACCUUUCGACAAAGCAAUUGUUCUUCUCUUCGAUCAAAAUUGGAUUGGUAGAAUUUUAGCAACUGUGGCUGAUAUACAUGUAACCCGCUUAACUUUAACUGUUUGUUGAAAGGUCAUUGUUGUCUUCUCAGUGUAAACAAUUUCUAAGCAUGAAGUGGAUUAAACAACAAGAUCAGAAGAAUUGACCCAAUUGGAUUUCGGUUGUCUGCUCAACUGUAAAAAUAUUUCAAAGCCUACUAUCACUCUAUACAUCUAGUUAGUUCUUUCUGGCGACUUCUUCAACUUCAAAUGCAGAGAAGUGGAAGGAAAGAAAAUUAAUAGAGCCAAUUAAUGUAGCAUCGAGGACUCUUGACUAUUCACACUUUAGGGAGUGUUUCGUGCAGGGUACACCCUUCGCAAUAGUUUAACACAACGUUCUCAACAAACUCAUGUGUCCAGGCCUGAAAAUGCAACAAUUUUUAGGAUUAACGCCGGCUUUGUUACACAAACACGUCUGAUUAAAUCAGUGGACAAAGGAAAUCUUUCCUGAACACAAAUGUCUAAGUAUAGGCUCUUCAACCUUCAGCGGUUUGUCAGUCAUCAAACAUAUCAUUUUUUCCAGGCCGGUAGCUGAGCAAUACGUGAGACUAUUAGUUGCCUGAGAGUUAUAAAUGGAGGCACUCGCAAGCUAAAGUUAUAACUGCAAAUUCCUUUCGCUUCCCAUCUAAUUGGACCUCAAAUUUAUCUUGUUUAUAAGGCUCCCAUAGUCUAUACAAAUUGCAUUUGCAUAAUAAACAAUUUACGCGACUUUACAAUGUUUAAGUUCUGUAAAAAAUCAGAUUGACCUGUUUAUAAAUAUUAUCAAUGGAAAUUUUCGUUGCUUCAUCCUUCCUUCUUCAACCGAUCAUCUUCUCUUGCUCUUCUAAAAUAUAAGGUACAGUUUACAUUAUAAACAGAGAGGUUAACACAUUCGACUCAGUCGAGGAGCCGACGAGGAGAAAAUCAUGCGUGACCCGCCCAUGCAGGUGAAACCAAUUUAUCUGGGCUACUUCUUCAAAAAGUUAUGACAACCAUGCUUUUAUAUCUCGUAUCUUUCUAUUAAUAAAUCAUUCUUGUCAUGCUUUAUUUACACUUCAUUUCUAAGUGAUGAUUUGACUUUUCAAGACACGUAGCAACUGCAAUAUGAACAAGGUCAGCUGAGGGCCAGUCACUCCUUUCCGCAAUCUACGAGCGACUUUACGAUCCGACAACGUGAUGGCUACGAGAACGUAAAAAUACAAUAGGUUUAGAGGGCUCAUCGUAAAUGUAUUGAUGUGUACUUGAGCGUUUCGAUGACCAAAAACGAAAAGAGAAAUAAAAAAAGUGUUUCUACUAUUAGGAAACAGUUGGAACGCUCCGUAUUCUACAGGCACUGUCACGCCUAAACUACUAUAGGAGACGUUAUGUGGUACCCAUCACCUAUUUUCAAAAAAACACUUUCAGUCCAUUUGCACUGUCCACUGUGGAGACAUGCGAUAUACUUGUAACUUUUGUGGAAUCGGCUCGAGUUGGCCAAUCAAAUGAAAGCUGCUGAGCAGUACUUCCCUGUGCUAUUCAAUUCAAGGUGGUUCUAUGAAAGACACCCAUAAGCGUAACCAAUCAAAUGAAAUCACUUUAGCAGAACUUUCGCGUCGCACUGUUUGUUUUCCAGAAUUUUACAAAGUGAAACUUGGACUCUUUCCUCAAAUUUUUGCGGAUUUCUGCUACUUUGAGUGUAAGACUUAUAAUAUCACUUCUUCAAACGUUGAAACGAAGAACCCUAGAAUUAAAAGGCCGGGGCCAUUCUAGAUGUCCAUUUUACAGAGGUGUCCGUUAAGAGACAGUUGUGUAGUGGUGGUGCCGAUCCCAAAGGUGUCCGUAUCAGAGAGAGUUGGCUAUAAAGUAGUAUGAAAAUAAAUGAGCCCUUAAAAUAGCUCUGGAGAUGAAACUUUUGUCAUCAGUGCAGGCAGGCCUCAAAUACCCCCUUCCACUAUGCCUGGUAAUUUCACAAUCCGUUUGCAUAACUUACAUAUUAUGCAGACAAUCUUUGAGAUCGAUUUUUAUUCCGAGGAAUUUUACGCAAAAACUAUUCUAUAGACCACGAAAUUUCGAGUCUUUCUUUUUUAGAAGAAUGACGUCAAAACGAGAUGAUUAUCUCUCAUUUAACGAUGUACUCGGUCAUAACACGAAAGGAAAUGCCUAUAAUUAACACAUUGUUUACGAUGGUCUAAUAUGUUAUCUAACAAAAAUAUUGACACAGAAAUUUCUUCUUGAUAUCUAGGUCAGAUUAUUCAUGCUCUUUCGUGCAAGGUUCUUUAUCGUACAACAUUUUAUGUCAAGCCCGGGAUGUCUAGCAAAUUAAAUAGAACUACACUAUAAAGAAGUAAAGAGCUGAACAAGACUAUGUGAUAUUACCAUUACGUAUAGUUACUCAAUUCCACUCUCCACAGCGGCCAAAUUUAACUCUUAAGGGAAAAAUACCAAUUUCACUUUUGUGAAACAGUUAGAAACGCGUUGUGCCGAGUACGGCUGAGUAGUUUCAUUUGGGCGACUUCAUCCAGAGUGAAAAGCUAGAACUCCCUGGUGCAGAAUGAUGAACAGUACCACGGGAAAGUACUGCUCAGUAGCUUUCAUAUGAAUGGUCACACCAUAGGAUUUCAUCCACAGACUCAAAAGCUAGAAGCACCUUGUACAACAUAAUAACACCACAGGAAACUACUGCUCAGUAGCACAAUUUAACAUUUAAACACAUCCAUUUUCGGAAAGCCUACAAACUUCAAAGGCUAUGUACCAUCUAGACAGUGAAAGAAAGCAAAAAAAAAAAAAACAACAACAACAACAAGGCUGUCAACUACAGCUUCAACAAAAAGCGAAAAAAACAGUAACAGCUUACUAAAUCUUAAUUGAUUUCUGUCGAGAUAAUCAUCUUGCUAAACGUAACACUAGUUUUACUACAUUUGCUUCGUCGGUGUGAACUCGGGCUUAAACUCGUUGUGAUAAAAAAAACUAGUUACAAAUAAAGAUAAACAUCCAACAUGGAAAACAGUAAAAAACUUUAACUUAAACCAGUUCAGGGAAUCAGCUAAUUCAUUGGGGUUUGACCAAAUCGAUUGUGAAAUAGAUAACGACACAUCCGUUAUAACAAUGACAAUCCAAAGCCUAAAAAUAAUUUGAAAAAAAAAAAAAAAAUUGCCACUUUACCAGAUCGACUAUAAGAAGCUUAUAGCAAAUGGUCUCACGUUUAGUUUUUAACGCUUAUCACUUGUAUUAAAUGGAAGGUCAAAUUAGAUGCCUUUAUAUAUAAAUCGGUGAUAAUUGUAUUAGCUAAGAGGGAGAAGUCAAAGGUAUUUGAAAUAGAACUGAGCUGCUAUCUUUGUUAUAGCCAACUACGGAGACACAUAAAGACGUUUUUCUGUGGAAAGAACCCUACGAUGUAGUGUGAGCAUUUAAACGAAAUCUCUGUAAAAAAAAAGUUUCAAGACUUUGGCGUGUUGCUAUUUUAUUUUACCCUAAUCUGAAAGGAAGUGAAAUUCAGUUGGGUUUCCUGAAGUUUGCUUGUUGGUGUUUUUUGGUUUGGACUUGGGGAAUAUUGCACGAUUUGAGAAAAUUAACCAGCUUUCCUUUGUUCGUCGUUUUAGAACAAAUCUGUGGAAUGCACCAAAGAAGUAUGUCCGAGACUGACUGCAUGCAAGGGAGAGAUCAAAAAACCAGAGGGAAAAUGUUGUCCAGUUUGCAGUGAAACUCGAGGUAUAGAACUAACUUGUAUCGUCUUUAGUUAAAGGGGCUGUGUCACGCUGUUUGCUUUCUUUUAACAAAGCUAAAACGUCUCUCGCGUCAAUUGAGUUUCAAAAAUAAUGACCCAGUUUUGUUAUUUAAGUAUAAUUUUGCAUUGGAAACCGUUUCCUGUCGUCUGUUUCUACGAACGGCAAGAAUGGAAAUGGAUUGAAACUUGAAAAAGUUGGGCCAACUUCAACUUUCGCCGUUUUUACGUAACUGUAUCUCUUCGCUUGUAAGAGCGAUACUUAAAACUAAUGUCAAAAAAUGAAACAAUUAACCCAUUAGUCUACGUCAAAUUUUGCUUAUUCUUGAUCUUCCGAUGAAGAAAAUUAAAACACAAUUUCAGCUUUGGGUGCGGUCAGUUUUCAUCUAUUUUAUUACGGAUGUGGCGAGUAAGCCCGGAUACAAUUCGUGCCAAAAAAUACCCUGUCCAUUUGCAAUUCUUUUUAGCGUCUUUCCGUUGGCGUAAUGAUGUUGCUGUCGAUAGAUAAUUUGUCCGAUAAACUUUCGGGCAAUUUGCCCCCCACCGGUAAACAUUUUACUCCUUUUCUUAGAAAAGAUAAGGAUAACGACAGUGUGAUAACGAGAAAUGCAAAAGUAAAGAAAAUUCUUUAAACGAAUUCGCUUGUGUCAUCAACUGAGUUUUCCGUGCAAGACGGUUCUUACUCGUGACCUUACAUUCGAAACUAUGAAAAUGAAACUCUUCUAUUUUCGGUUUGCCAAGCUCUGCAAAUGUGGUUUUGAUUAUUGAUGUUGCAGUUCAAUUUCUAAGUCAUAUAAUUGGGUUUAAUUUAUAACAUAUUUACUUCUAAUGCACAUCAAAAGUAUUCCGACUGGAUGUUGAGCUCUGGUAUGAAAUCCUUUGACGGCAAAACCUAAAAACGGUCAUGAAAACCCAAACCGAAUACCCCCAAUAAUGCCCUUUGUUCUUCAUGUUAUGUCGUAUUUGGUGGUCCACGUCCGUCAGGUCAGAGCCCCGAUCUAUUUCCGCGAAGAAAACUGCCUUUACCAGUUUAAGCUAUGGGUUGCUUAAGGCGGUCCGGUCUUAAAUAUUCCUACCGGUGAAUUAACCCAAAAAAAACUGUCGAAAGGAAUUAUUUCUGUUGGUUAUGUGGCAAAAACGGCCUACGCAUGCAAAAACGCGGACAAACAAACAUUCUGAGCACUUCGUGCAUGGCUGAUCACUGUUUUACGCCUUUGUAGAGUGGGAGUCCUGAUAAAAAGACACUGAGUCAUGUAGGAAUCUGCAUUUAAGCGAGCGGUUGGUUCGAUCUAGAUAAUUUCGUUGGAAAAAACCCAACAGAAAAACGCUGCGCCUUCUCUAGGCGCCUUGUUAAUGACAGUUACGUUAGAUAAAGCGGUCUACGCAAGCGAAAAAGAGAACAGAGGGUUUUUUCCCUUUUACUGAAGGUGGUCUGCCAGCCGGGCAGGGUGGCCUAAAGUUUUGGAUUCUUGAGAUGGUUCCGUUCUCACGGUCACUGGAAGUCCAAAACUAUUAAACUGAUACGCACAUUGUUUCUGUUAGCUAUGACGAGGUGGUCUGCUUAAGUGAAGAUGAGGACAAUGAUAUGAACCUGAAGGAAUGAUAAGAUGGUGUAUGUAUGCGCCAGUCCAAUUAAAUCAAACCCCAGUGAUGACUGUAUUGCUCGUCAAUGCUAGUUGUAUGCCGUAGAAGAUUGUCAACAGAUGUCAGUUCAAACCGACGUAAGCAAUACGGAAAUAGGUUCUCAGUCUUCAGUCUUGAAGAUAAGUUUCUUGUCGGUUUAUUUUGCUUAAUCAGCUAUGAUCCUUCUUCAAACACAUUAGCCAGCAAAUGCACCACACGUUUAAUCCGACUAACGAUAUGAAGUCUUCCAACCUCACGCUGAGACCACAGCGAGUUAACAAGCCCACUGAUUAUUCUUGCUACAGAUCAGACCAUUAGAGGGUAUUUAGUAAUAGACUUAAAACCAAAGAGCAACAUUUUAAUGCUUAUUACUACAAACUGUGUGUCUGGUUUUACAAACACAAAUCAUCCAGAACGUGACCAAAUCCUAACUUGCCCUUGGCUAGGAAAUUUGAGGGAGCUUUAACAGUAUCGACGGCGACGGCGACGGCAAGAAGAACGUCUAAAAGGCACAAUAGGUUUAGCAAGCAAAACACAGUUCUGCCCGUGUAUUACAUUUCUUUGCCGUCACUACACGACUUAAAACAUAAAGUUCCCUAAUGAACAAUCAAAUGCCCAAACUUCUUAAAAAUCAAAAAGGUUUUCUGGCUGAAUUCUUUUUAAAAACACUAGCUUUCUACCGCCUGAUCUCAACUUCGUUAUUGCUAAAGAAACCUAUUGUGACGUAAAUCUAAAGGCCAUCGACGACCCUCGCCCUGAAAUCUCAAUGAUCAACUAAAUUUUCGGCCAUUUAAAAUUCCAACCAUUUCCCUUUCAGCUAGUAAUUUAACUUUGCAAAUCUCAGAUCUUAGGUGUCACUAAGAAUAAAGAAACGUAUCGAGGCAACUGCAUCCUAAACCACAUGGGAAACGGAAAAACGUAAGAGUCUCUCCCUAAAAACAACAUUUAAAGGUAUAUAAACGGCUAAACCGUAAUAUUUUUUUAUAGACUGAUUGGACUUUUAACUUCUGAUGCUGUUAGCAGGAAGGGAAACCGUAACGAGUUUCUAUAAUUCUAAAAAUACGUUUGCACAAAGUUACAUGUAUAGGAAGUCGGCCAGACUAGACCGAUACUUCUGUGGUUAUAAUGGUCUUGUCCGUGUAGUAAUCCUUAGUUCGAUUAAUUAGAUAAAUUCGAUUAACAUUAUUUCGGAAGGACUAACCGCAGACCGCAGACUUGACUCGCCAUAUAACUAUUCUAAAUAGUUCAAGUCAGUAUUAUUGAUAUAAUCGAUAUUCUCAUUGCAAAUUUGAAAAAAGUAAACAAGGAAAUCCGAACAUAAUUGACAAUGACAAAUAAGACUGCGAAUUUACUACAAACAUCCUUUCUUAAUUGAUACCAAAACAUUUUAUAGCUGAUUACCCAGCCAUAAUGAUUUGUAAGUAAAAACUCUGACACGAGAAUUGAAGCAAACUCUUUCAUCCUCGUUUUCCCUAUUCUUGAAAACGCCAAAGUAUUCAAACACAAUUUGGAGAUAAUUAGUCUGAUAUGAGAACAUCUCUUUGUUUUUAAAACUUUUUAAACAUUGAAGAUUUGGUUUGUUUAUACAUCACACGUUGACGCAAGAGUAAAUACAAGCACAUGUUUUUCUACUUGAGCCUUAUUAUCCCAAACAAAUAUUAUUUGUUUAAAACAUUCAAUUUACACGAACAUUGUUCUUAACAAAUCUGAUGUUAAAAUAGUAGAGUAGAUCAUUGUAACUGCGCAAAACACCACCCUGUCUCACACUUUUAACUUUGUAAUCUUCUAAUAAGGGUAUUCUCUCCUUAAACCCCUAUUAUCCAGAAUUCAUUUAGUCGACAUUCAGACGGCUUUAAAGCCAUGUAACGAACAAACAGGCCGCCAAAUUUUGGCGGGAAACCUUUGAUCGUUCCGCCGGUGGCGUCAACUCGACGGAUGACAUAAACAUCGGCUGUAUUCACUAUUUCGAGCAAUAUAAUAAUAAAACAAAUAACAAAUGACUGAAUUCCGAGGUCGAUGACAGCAAAGCAACUAUAGCAAGAUACGACAAAGGAUAAAAAUAAACGCAAAACUCGAGUAUUUCAGCCACUUCAACGGUUUAACUCUGCUGAAGAGACGUUUCUGGAAAGGUUUUAUAGUUUUGGAGGUUGAAAGUCGUAGGUGGAUUUUAAUAAAGAUUAAGAAAAGAGAUUCAAUUAAAAUUGCAAUCAGACAAUAAACGAUAAGGAAAGGUCAUUUGGAACGGUUUUCUACGCCAAUACGGCCUUCAACUCUGGCAAACUUCACUCGUCUGGGACGUGAUUUAGAUAAAACAGAUUUUGGGGAUUCAAUUCUUCUGUAUUCUUCCGAUAGGUUUAGGAUUAAAUAGACCAAGUAUUCUGCAAAAGUUUGUCUACUUUCACUGCGAAAUCCUAUAGGUUUAACCUUUCGGCCUUACGGCAAGCUUUUACUUUUGGUAGCUCUCUGUUUCAUUGUAAAAUAAAAAGAUGUUAAAACUAUCACAGACUUUGCUGGAAAAGAUAGGGAAAUCAAAGGUUGGACCGGCAGUAUCAUUUACGUUUUUCACCGGUAAACGUCCACAAUGGGCAAAUUCAAUUUUCGUCCUUUUACUCCAGGUAGAAAUACUCACGAAAACAAUGAGUGAAAGUUAGGCGCUUUCUAAUAAGUGUUUAAGCCUACACCGCAGAUUAGAGCUCAGCUACAAAAACCUGUUCUUUGCUCAGCCAGAGCUCUGAUAUACUUCCAAAUCUUCUGAGUUAUAAGUAGGGUUUUGUUCGCGAUAGCCUCAUUGAUCAAUUGUUUGUUUCAUGCAAGUUCAUGGACCAGCUUACACAGAUGACAAUGAAAAAUUAACCCUUUAAACCCUAAGAUCAAAAUUUGAAUUCUCAUUUGUUGCCCUUAGUCAUUUCCUACAGAAGUAGUGGGGAGAAGUUGAUAAAUAUCAAACAAAGUCAUCUUGUGUCACCAUGUCUGUAAUUCUCAUGACCACUCAUGACCACUCUGUUUUACAAAGCAUGGGUAUCACAAGGAGAAAUUUGAUGGUGAUCACUCUUGGGGCUUAAAGGGUUAAAUGCAAUAAUGCACUGUCAGGAAUCUUUAAUUUGUCAAACCAGAAUUACAAAUAGAGACUCAAAAAACUAAGAACCACCUUGUACAGCAAAAUAAACAGCACCACAGGGGAGUACUGGUUAGUCGCGUUAAUGUGAAUGGACACACUAAAGGAUUUCAUCAACAAAUUCAAAAGUUACAACCACCUUGUGCAGCAUAAUAAAAAGAACAAAAAGAAAGUGCUGCUUAGUCGCUUUAAUUUGAAUGGACACACUAAAGGAUUUCAUCAACAACCACCUUGUGCAGAAAAACAAAGAGUGCCACAGCCGAAUUGAGUUUCAUGUCUGCCACACGGGCCAGCCAUAUAAAUAGGAGUUCAAAAGAGCGUGAACGUGACCUCUCGCAAGAUGGUGUUAAUCAAAGGAAUAUACUGUAAUCCACAAUCCGUUGUUAUACUACAUUAUAUUUCCUUUCUUGAUAUAAAUUUAAUUAACAGAAAUAAGCGUAAAGAUUGCCAGAGGGGUAAUACUGUUGAUAGGGCAUACACUGUGCUCAGCUCGAACAAAAAGCCUUUGAAUUAAAAGACGCCAAUAUGUCUCGACCAUUCGAUGCUAGGAAAGCCUAGGAACAAACCCACGUUGAAUAGUCGAUAAAUCAGAAGAUAAUAGUAUAGACUAAAAGAUAGUCUAUAGUUUAAAAUUUAACUUAUAAACUGGCUGAUAUGGAUAUAAAGGGAAUUAGAAGAGUAAAUACAAUAAUUAUGAAAAACAUCGACUAUAACUACUUCGGAAUAGGUUUUCAAGACUUAGGUGAGAAAAAUCGUUUUAUAUUUACCGUUAAUCUUGACAGAUUGUUUCUGGGAUUAACGCCCUGAGCCCCGAGGAACAAGCAGGGAGGGCGGGGGCUGGUGCAAACACCCCACUAAAUCCGACAGUUUCCGUAGUCCCGCCCUGCAGUAACCUACAGUCAAACCCCAUUAAUAAGGACACAGGGGGGGCCAUGGAAUGUGUCCGUAUUAAGCGGGUUGAGUUUAGAGAAAAUGUAAAGGAAUUCCCCAGGAACAAGGAAAACCGUCUGUGAUAACGGGGUGUCCGUGUUAAGCGGGUGUCCGUAAAGGAGGGUUUUACUGUACUGCUAUAAGUCGAAAUUUUUGAAAGGAAAUUAAAAAUUUAAAGGAUAAAAAUACGUAGGUGGAAAAACAUUCAGCUACUGGUUGAAAAAGGGUAGAAUUUGAUGCGUAAAACGCUAACAAAAUACGAACAAAUAAACUAUUUGAGAGAGCUACUCUGCAACUUCAAUUUCGAUUACAGAAUCAAAAGCUAGAGUUUCAAGAAAUCACCAAAAAAAGAAGUCUCAAGCAAAAGGCAUUAUCAUAACAGGUUCCUUUUCGCCUAAACUCUUUCCGCAACAAGUGACGUUGUAAUCUGUACAGAACAGUAGCUAGUACACACUAAAAUAAAUGAACGAUAAAGGGGAUUAAAAGACAAGGAAGAUCUAACUACUAAAGAUUGAAGUUUCCACUAUAAUCAUUCAUCAAAAUCCUUUUUUUUAUAAUCAAAUAAUAAGUAAGUUUCAACAUAGGAACUACCAAAGAACUAUGAAGUAAUAGGGGAAUUAACUUAACUUAAUGAAAGAUUCACGCACAGACUAUAACAGUGUAACAAGAAAAGCAAAUGCAAAGAACUAUGUUUAUUUGUAUUCUCUUCUUUGCAGAAUCAACACCAUGUACUCAUCAAAGAAGAACAUUCAAGGUAUGACAAAUUGAGAUACAUGUAUGAAUCAUUGUAUGCCAUUAACUUAAGCUGCAGUUUGUAAAUACGGUAGAACCUCGAUACGUUGAACUCGGAUACAAAUUUCACUGAAAUUUACCCUGACAACUCGAAUUCUUUGCUAACUCGAACUAUUUUUCGUUUCCCUUUAAAGUUUGAGUUACCGCGGUUCUACUGUACCACCACCACCAGCCCCACCGUAUAAUGCUUAAAUUGGUCACCAAAAUGGUGCUAAUAUUGCCAAAAAGAAAAUCGAAGUACUUGAAGUCUCAAGUACAAAAUAUUACAGCUUUACUUUGCAAGACUUAGGAUUUAACACAGUUGCGAGAAAUAAGCCGACAAGGCCCAAGACAUCCCGGAUCUUACUAAUACAUGUACAUUCACAAAAACCAGUUAAAAUGAAAAAGACAACAAGUACUUGACAAAAAAAAAUUAUACUGUUCAAUGAUGCCAUAGUUUUCUAUACUUAUUAUUUUUACCCCCUUAUGCAAGACUCUCUAAUGUUAUAAACAGCUUCAUUUAUUUAUGGCAUUUUAAUUAAGUGCUGGUUUUAUAGCCCAGAGACAGCUGCAUAAAUCAUGAUGUUAAAGUACAAAACAACUAAUGUCUGUUUACACUGCAAUUCAAUGAAAGAUGCUAACAAAAAACAGUUAAUUUUGUUUCCUUAAAAUCUCAAUGUUUCCCAAGGUGGAGUUUCAUUGUUAGAUGUUAUGUGACCUUUAAGUAACUGAUGAGAGCUCAUGCUGUUGGGGAAAAAAUUUCCAGCUAUAUAAUAAUAAUAGUUAUAAUAUUGUUAUCCAAUGACAUUAUAUCUCAUUUUAGCUUUCAUAUGACUGGCCCUGGGGAGUACUUUGACUGGCGUCAGUGUCUAAAACAACAUCGAAGCUUGUCAAACCCCAAAUAACAAUCCACAAUUUCAAACAAAAAAGACCACACUAGUAGCCUAAACAGUACAUUGAACAUAACAUGCAUUGACUCUAAGUAGCUGUUACCUGGUUUAGGUCUGUCAUCCUAGCGGGUUUUCCACCAUUUUAUCCAGUGACGGCUGACCUUCUCCAUGCAGAAAUCCUUGAACUGUGACUGCAGGAAACCUCUUUAUUACAGACUGUGACUCUUGCUCUGCAAGAAACUAAACUCCAUUUUAUACCCAACUUUAGAAAGUAAACAAACCUAGAUGACUCUCCCUCUUUAACCCUUUAAGCACCACGAUCAAGAUACAAAUUCUCCAGACUGGCCUCCAAACAUUUCUUGAAAAAUUGGUUGAGAGAAUUUGUGAAAAGAUCAAAGCAAAUUUCCUUGAGUGACCAUUUAUUAAUUCUCAUAACCUUUCUACUUGAUUAAUAUACCUAUAGUGUUAGGAGAAAAUUGAUGUUGGUCACAGAUCUUGGGAUUUAAAGGGUUAAGAGACUAUUAUUCCUUUGCUCAACAAUUUUCAUUCGGAGCACAAACCAUAAAGGUUUUGGUGAUUUUCAGGUAUAGCACUUAAGACUUGAAAAUAUUGACACCAUUAUUAUUAAUAUCAUCAUCAUCAUCAUCAUCAUCAUCAUCAUCAUCAUCAUCAUCAUCAUUAUUUCAAAUAUCAAUCCAAGUCCAUCCACGCCAUCAACACACAACAAAAAAACAGUUUCAAUACCAAAAUAUAGUCUUAAAUAACAAAACUGGACAACAAUUUUUGGAGUUCAGUAGGUGAGGGGAUGUGCUUUUGCAUUUACAGAGACAGCAAAUACUGUAGCAUGACUGUUGCCCCUUUUAUGAAAACCUCUGUUUGACAGACAUGUCCUUAAAAUGAGUUGGUUCCUGUCAUUCUUAAUGACUUUUAGCCACCAGAAAUGGCCCUUUUCAAGGCUGGUGACAGUACUACAAAUCAGUAUACUUUUGUAGAAUGAAAUCCAGGAUAAUUUUUAAUCUUUGGCAAUUUCGUCUUUUGUUACAGAAUAAUGAAUCAUGGUUCAUAGAGGGUUGUCAAAUAUGCCACUGUAAAAAUACCACAGUAACAUGUGAGCCUCAGAAAUGUUCUCCAGGAUCACUCAAAUGUCCAAAGGUAAGAGACUCAGGCACAGAUAUUUUUAGGCCAUUUGAUACAAUUUAACUUCAUUUAAGUUAAUGCGAAGCAGCACUGGUUUGCAUCCAGUGGUUAACAGUGACAAAAUGUUUAACUGCCCACCACCCCUUACAUACAUGUACAUACACAGCCCAGGGAGGGGCAGGGGGCAGGGGUAUGGGAGGAGUAACGCAAGAAAGUUUGGGUGGGGAUGUGCCGCUAGGACCGCAGAACCCUUAGACUAUACUAGACUUACUUCAGCUGAAUUUUGCUACCCUGUACAUUCAAAAUCUCUUCCGAUCCUAGAGUAGCUACUUCCCAGAAACUAGUGAGGUGGAUGCCCACGUUACUAUCAAACUGAGUUGCAGCUAAAUUCAAAUUUGUCGAUUUCAUCCUUUGAGCGUCAAUUCCCGGCUCAGCUAUAGGCUAUGUUAAAAUCUUCAACCAACAUUGAUCAGUUUCCUGGAAAAUCAUACCCUAUUCUAGACCUAAAAUAUCUGAUUUCUAUGGCCUAUCCCGGACUAAACUGCUUGAAAACCAUACCCUUCACAGUGGCACAUACCUAUACAGCCCAUAAUAUGGCACUACCCCAAGCCCUGGGCAUACAUAGCACCCCUCAAAUAAAGCAAAGAAUGUAUCCUUUGUAAAUGCUAUAAAGCAGGGCAGAUUUUCUCUUGAAAAAUUAAUAUUGGUCUACCCCUCAUCACAGUCCUGACUCUCCCUCCCCUCCCUCACACCCACCUUUCCAGAUUCCUUUCCCCAAUUCCCACUGAUGACACAGAGUGACUGAUAGCCAGAUUACUUUGUUUUGAGGCUCAAAAUUGUGUAACAGGGAUUAGCCGCAGCUAAGGGUAUUUUUCAGAAGGCCAAAUGUCUACCCAAUGCUGCACGACUCAAGGGGCAGUUAUUCAAAAGUUGGAUGAUACAAUCCACUGGAUUUGACUGUAUUCCAUUGGAUUUCCUGUGGAUAACGCUAUAGACAGUGAUUUAUCCAUUGGAUAGCGUUAUCCAAUGUUUGAGCAAUCACUGCCUGAAGCUUAGUGAUUAGGAUUAGGAACUGAAUGAAUCAAGUUCCAGCUUGCCUGUAUAAUGACCUAGCUGGAACUCAAUUAACUCAGUUUCCUAACCGUAGUCACUUAGCUUCAUGGACAUAGGUCAUUCGGUGGCCAUUCCGUAUUCUGCAGAUUGCCGCUAUAAGCUUAAAAUGAGCUUUUUAGUGAAAUUUAACCUAGCCUCUAAACUAAACCAUUAACGAAAGGAUAAGGUACUUAGUUUUAAUCCAUCUUUUCACUUACCUUGACAGCCAAAAGCUAGUUCUUAACCAAAUGCAUCGAAUGAACGGUGACACAAGAUAUCAUCGAGAAUCGAUAAGCGCGCGGUUUUUAUUUCCAUCACAUUUGAAUGAGAAAUUAUCCAUCGAAGAUUCAUGUUUCCUGUUUUGUUCCCUUUCGAUCCUCAAAUCUCGGGUGUCCCGUCCUUCGACGUCUUCAGUUUCGCCUAAAGACGGCCAAAAACUGAAAAAGAACCCGGCAGAACAUGUUGCUUUCAACAAAUUCGGUCCGCCAUUUUGAUUUCCAACUAACUUGGUAGCCUCUCCUUUUGGAUCCCAGGCUACUUUCUGGCGCUCAUCGUGUGACACGAAAUGUUUGCGGGAACUACCGUAUUUGAUUGCAAUGGAAAUACAUGUUUUUAAACAAUACCUGUUCUGAAUGAAAGAGACCAGAAGCCGAAUUAGAGACAAGUUGUAAUUGAACAGACACGAUUUCUUGGUACUGCAUUUUUGUGCACCGAAUUUAAGUUACAGAAUAUUGACUCUAGAGUAAAUUUUUGCGAGAAAAAUGUUUGGGAAAAUUUUCUUUUAAGAUAACUUCUUUUUUGCGGAUCGCUGAAAAAAUCGCAAAACUCGCAGAAAUUGGGACCCGACAAUUUUUUUUAAUUUUUAAUUAGCCUCCUUGUUACAAGCUUUAAUCAUUCUACAGAAAAUAAGGGAAGAAACAUUUUAAGAGUAGCUCUUCAUAAUAUCUCAUAAACAGAGUAGAAAACAGGGGAAAAGUAUCAACAUUAUUAUGUCAAUGAAAUUGUUUGUUUUCGUUUUUGAAGGGCAAGAAACCAGGACAAGUUCCCGGUGCGUGCUGCCCACAAUGCAUCGAGGGUAAGUAGCGUUCAAAGCAGAAUGAGGUCAUACGCGGACGAAUCCAGACAUUUUAGAAACCGCAUAUAUUAUCUGGAUUCAUGUGGAGGGGCCUUAAACCGGCCCUGGAAAGGAGUUUCGAGGCAAUGCGGUUUCGCUGACCGGAUUGCUGUAAAAAAGUAUACACUUUCAAAAGUAUCUGGGUUCAUGUGGACCGGUUUAGCCUAAGUUUCCUAAUUCUGGUGGAUCCCUGAGGAUGUUAUGUAAACAGGGUUAUUAUCUACUCUAUUGCCGUGUUGUCAUACAAUACAAUACAAUAACUUUAUUACCUCUCCCGAAUGGGCAAUUCUUAGAUAAUUUACAAAGAGUAAUUACCUUAAGUUACAAGCAUCAAUAAACACUAAGCUAAAAUCAUUCGUUACAAUUAUAUGCUAAAUAGUUUACGCAUUACACUGUUUUUAAAAUUACUGAUCUAAGAUGAAACAAUGUCAUCUUUUUCGUAGAUUCCAGUGUAUUGCAACGCCGAGCAUGUGAAAUUUCGGCUAAUGUUUUUGUAUCACGUGCGUUUUUAGUCAGUUCAAUUUCUUUGAUCGAUCUCUGCCAGAAACAGAUCAGCAGGAAAUACACACCAAACCAUCACUGUUGAUAUUUUUGAGGAAAUAAUUUUCAUGCUCCCGAUGCGCACUCAUGCGCGCGGAAAAAUUGCGACUGUAAGUGUCUUCAACGUGUCUUGGAGUGAGCCGGCCUGUGAAAACAUGGUACUUACACGUUUUGGGGGUAUCUGGCCGAUUCGCCCCAGGGCAGUUCGCGCAGACUCACUGAUUCGAGCAAUCGCUUUCUUAGGGCGCUUACAUGCCUGGUCCCUGUUCUUGGUCAAUUCAUUUUGGUGACUGCUUAAGACGAACGGCCGGAUGAAAACUUGCUAGGACCACGUGACCCGGAACGCAUAGACCACGCAAAAUAAUGAGGCCUAGGCACUAGGCUAGACGCCUGUAAGAAAUGGCUGACCAGACCAGUCCAGUCGUUGGGAUAAUUCAACUAUUAACAAGGACUAUCCAGCCAGAUGAGUUUAAUCUUAAAUAGUGUGCACGCCAGUGAUGGAUUUAAUUAAUGUUUCGAGAAAAUAGUAAUAUUUCAUUAUCAAAAUUAUCGGUAAAAACGGCCAUUUCUGACUUUGGGAAAACGCCCAAUUUAGGAUUGCCGAUAAUCAAGCAGGUGCAUCACACGGAAACCGAACGAAAUCAAAUUCUUACCUCGGGUAAGGCUAGAAAGAAACAGAACUCAGAUAAUAAAAGAAAAAAAUACUCAGUUUUACCCAUUUUUUUUUUCUCAUUUUUUUUUCAGAAAGUGGUGUUUGUACUUCAUACGGGGACCCACACUACCAAACAUUUGACAGACAAAUGUUCAACUUUCACGGUACCUGCCGCUACCAGCUGACGUCAGACUGUGUCAGCGAUCAAUUUACCAUACGCAUGCGCAAUGAACGACGAUACUCUAACGUAUACGCUUGGUCCAAGGCCCUCACGAUCCAUAUGGGAGGUUCAGUAAUUGUGUUGCACAAGGACUUGCAAGUGAAAGUUAACAAGACGACAGUAGACCUCCCCUACUAUCAUCUACCUUCUUUUCAGAUAAUCAAGGGGAGUUUCACGAUAACGCUGGUCUCGCAGAUUGGUUUACAGGUCAGGGCAUGCCAUUUUUUUUCAGUUACAAAUAAAACCACAACUAUGAUUUGCUUGACCCUUCAGGCUCUGUGCUGGAUAAAUUCGAGUUGGGUUUGAGAAUUAAUUCAGGGGCGCAGCUUGACUAUUUUUUGGAGGGUAAACAAAGAGGAUAUAUUCUUCCUCGAGGGUCGGUUGGAUCGGUGGACCAUGAGUUGUGAACAUGGUUGCACGAAGAUUUUGUACAGACAAACAUGCUUGUCCUAAGAAUUUGCGCAGACAAUUGUGACACUAUUGGUCUCAAUCUCUUUUGCGAAUAUGAAACACGCACGUGCGUAACCGCGUACCGGUUGCUAGUUACGUGGUAUUCUAAAACCCUUACCCUAUUUGAAAUCAAAAUGCAUGUUAUUGUACAUUUGAAUUUCCCUGCCCUAACCCAAUUCAGACGUCCCUGAGCUGCUGUUUUCAAGGAAGGGAAGAACAUGGAGUCCUUCUAGGGUUCACAUUCUUUUCCUGCCAUUGGCUCCCGCUCCAUUAAUGCUUCGGACCGUCACGGCUGGUGGUUCAUUUUAAUGCGAACUCAAGAAUGCGUUUAUUUGGCUGGUAGCCGGCCAGGCAACGAAUAGAUUCGUGGCCAAGGUGUUGACCAGGGUAACUACUUUGACCAAUGCAAUGACUGAGUUUGAAUAUGGUUUUACGAUACUGACCCUUUCUUGCGUACAGGUGCAGUGGGAUGGCAAUGGUUUUAUCGAGAUUCAUGUACCAAAGAGCUUCAUGGGCAAGGUCUGCGGUCUUUGCGGCAAUUUUAACGGGGAUUCUAAAGAUGACUUUAUGUUGAGGAAUGGCAGGCGCGCCAUCUCUGCUCAGGAAUUUGGCGAAGGCUGGUCGUUAGGAAGACGAAAUCCCGGCUGUGAGAAGCUACCAUCAGAACCGAGGGAUUCCAUCACGUCGAAGUGCUCCAACCGUCCAAGAGUUUACUGGCGAGCACAUAAACGCUGCUGGCCGAUCAAAAAACAGUUCGCAAACUGCCACAAGAAGGUGAAGCCACACCUUUAUUAUACGUCCUGCAUCUCGGACGUUUGCCAAUGUUCAGGGAGAAGAUGUGAAUGUGAAGCGCUGAUGGCUUACGCUCGCUUAUGCAGGCGCGAAGGAGUGACGAUCAACUGGGGACGAAGAAAUACUUGUGGUAAGCUAUCGAAAUUAACUUUACUCACAAAGUCAAUUUGUAACCUUCUCUCUUCUCCAUUAGCCUUUUCUAGUCUUAGUUUGGUCAAGGGUAAGAUGUAAGACUCUGACGACUGUCGCACUAACGCAAAUAAGCUGCAGUUUCAAACAACGACGGUCAGAUUGACUUUAAUACUUAAUAAAGGUCGGGGGCGUUUAAUUAAAAAAAAAAUACGGUAUAUACCAAACCAGUGAAUAUCUAAAAGUUGGACAAAUUGCAGACAGCAAUUGACUUACUGUACCAAAUCAGAACGUAUUAUUCCCUUCGUGUUAGUCAAGGCUACUGCAUUUGAACUAAUUAAUACCAGAGAAAAAUUUCAUCAAGCUCACACUUUGACAUUAUAUACAUCGGGUAUUUUGUGCUCACGGUGUCUAUGUCGGAGAAAAAUAAAGACACCAGGAAAAGCUAUCCUAGUGUGUACGUUGACCAUUAAUUUCCAGCAAAAUCUAUUAAUCUAAGCAUUGUUUUCUUGGAGUGCUGUCUUAUCUGUUCAAUGAUGUGCAAAAUAAUUCUCCAUUUUACAUCUGCGUACGAGACCCUGAAGUGUGACCAUUUAAAUGAAAGCUACUGAGCAAUACUUUCCUUUGGUGCUGUUUAUUAUGCUGCACAAGGUGGUUCUAACCAAUGAGUCUGUGGAUGAAAUCCUAUAGUGUGACCGUUCAAAUGAAAGCUACUGAGCAUUACUUCCCUGUGGUACUGUUUAUUAUGCUGAAAAAGGGGGCUCCCGGGUUUAGUUUGUAGAUGAAAUCUUGAGCUGCAAGUGCAGAAAACUACAGGAUCAUUUCUUGAUUCCUUUUUUUUAAAUGAAAUUCUAAGCUCAAAGACUAAUAUAAGCUCGAGUAGUACCCACUCCCUCCCCCUUUGGACGAACAGUCUCCAUAAUACGAACACCUUAUACUAAAAUAGUCACCUGGAGCUGGUCUCUCCUUUUUUACUUCAUCCCUUUUCUUUGACCCUCAUAAAAGGCAGCGUUUAAUUUCAUGCAUAUGUGCAUCAGGUCAGCAGUCAACAGUCAUUAAGUGUCUAUUUUCCCGGUUGUAAGGAGUUUCCUGCAAAGGAGGAUCUGUGUUCGACGACUGCGUUCCUUCCUGUCAGCGGACGUGCGACAACAGAUUUGAUAUAAGCGUCCCGUGCCCCAGCAGUUCUUGCGUGCCCGGAUGUCGAUGCCCCGCGGGCACUGUUUGGAACAGCCAACGGACAAAGUGCGUUCAGCUGUGGGAUUGUCCCCCGCAGGUAAGAGAAUUGAACACAAUAAUUUAA
Molecule: messenger RNA, 22875 nt
Organism: Porites evermanni
Lineage: Eukaryota; Metazoa; Cnidaria; Anthozoa; Scleractinia; Poritidae
Source: the annotation of a GenBank genome assembly